Dentiscutata heterogama is the source of this 261-nucleotide messenger RNA. The record is from the annotation of a GenBank genome assembly. NCBI's taxonomy places the organism in Eukaryota, Fungi, Glomeromycota, Glomeromycetes, Diversisporales, Gigasporaceae.
AUGCCAAAAUCAAAACUCAAAAAUGCUGCAAAAAAAUGUAUACUUACACAAAGUAGAAAUAAUGAUAGAAGAUUUUUAGCUACAGAUCUAGAAUAUAACAAUCUAGAAUAUAGUGAUCCAGAACUUUUAGUCUAUAAAUCUGAGAGCAAAGAAGCUGAACAGUUAGUUUAUAAAAAUAGUUUAUUUUAUAAUAUUCAAUGGGGUAAUAAAGCAUCUGGUGGUCGGUUACCAUAUUAUUCUGGUGGUUCAAAACAUACUUAG